Branchiostoma floridae (Florida lancelet) is the source of this 5334-nucleotide messenger RNA. RefSeq names its product brain-derived neurotrophic factor-like. NCBI's taxonomy places the organism in Eukaryota, Metazoa, Chordata, Leptocardii, Amphioxiformes, Branchiostomatidae. Gene Ontology annotation, biological process: nerve development; memory; cell surface receptor protein tyrosine kinase signaling pathway. The record is from RefSeq and is a predicted model, not a curated record. Gene Ontology annotation, molecular function: growth factor activity; nerve growth factor receptor binding. The transcript is spliced from 3 exons. The coding region runs from base 154 to 1308 and encodes 384 amino acids.
CACAGCGUGUUAAAAAACGGCAACCCGCAUACACUCGUUUAACUACGGCAGAAGGGUGAACUGGAAUAACUUGUCCUGUGUACGCCUGAUCGGGGAGUAGUGUAUACGUUUCAGCGAGGGGUCACGUAAUACGUGUGGAUAUUCCAUUAAAACAUGAAGGGCCUGAUCAGAUCUUGCAUCGUACCACACAUGGUGGUAGUCUUCAUCUGCACCUCCUGCUCUGCACUCCCCGCCGUCGUUCUAGAUGGAAACCUGGACGAUUUGAGAAAAAGGACUGAAAUACGCGAGAGAAGAGGCGGAGGUCUUCGCCACCUCCUUGAAAACUAUCCUCCUCACCUAAGAGAUAGCGUACUUUUCCAAGACGAUCUGACGGAGCCAAAGAUCGUCAGACCGCCAUCACCUCAGAAAGUAGUCACAGUGCACAUGUUUAAUUUCACAGACCUUAUUUCGUCGCCACUAUUUAUGUCUCCUCAUCUGUCGUUUCGACGAACGGCUUUAUAUCCUUCUCAUGGACAAGACUUGUACAUAGAUUUCAGUAAAACGUUACGGGAGAAAUCUAGAAGUAAACGCUCGGUUCACGCAGGGCAGGAAGUAAGCGUCUGCGACGAAAAACAGGAAUAUAAACACAUCAGCGAACCCUUGAACGACUAUAAAAAUCGCGAAGUCGAGGUACUGCAAUCUUUUAUUACACCUGACUUGAACAAAGGGGAAGUGAUUAAUCAGUUUUUCGCGGUGACGACAUGCAACGACAGUCGUGGAUCGGAGGGAGGGUGCAGAGGUAUCGACAAAGCACACUGGACGUCAUCGUGUGUGACCAAGAAAUCCAAUGUUCCUGCAAUUGUUAGAAUUGGUGGGAAGCUCGAGUAUACGUUUAUUGCCAUUAACACUUCAUGCAACUGCGCUUUGAAAAAGAAACCACGGUCAGCGAACUCUGAGUUCAUCAAGGCUGAGAGGACCAUGUGUGAUAUUUUUCAGCAAACGUUGGCAGAAGUCACGAAAGAACAGGAAAAGGCAGAAGGGGAGGGGCAAGGGAGGGGGGAGGUAGGAGAAAUCGAUACAGAUAAUGGCAGGAAAACUGAGACCAGCACGGCAUCAGGAAGCGCAGACGACGCCCAGGCAAGAAAAGAAAGAAGAAGACACCAAAAGCAAACGAGCAAAGAAUCCAAGAAGAGCAGACGAAGACGAAAAAGGAGAAGACAAAGAUCAAGGGAAAGAAGAACAAGACGAAGACAAGAUAACCCUCCUACAGACUUAUCGUCUCAAAACAACAAACGGACUCCUAAACGAUCUAGACAAGAUUCCGACUAGUCUAGCCACCUGAAUAACACUUGUUGCCAAAUACUGACCUCUUUAUACUUUUCUCCGAAUAAAGUUCUCUUUGAUUUAUUUGUUAAAGAGAGCGAUAUUAAAAGAAGACCUUCAACAAUUGCGUUGAUUAUUAAGAACUUUGUUGGUAAAACUCCAACAACUCACGUUGGUGUCGGCACUGGCUGCUACAAUGUACAAAAGAAGUUAAAGAACGAAACAUCUGAAGAAAAUUGGAGGCUCUCAUUGGGAUUUGUUGAUGGAGCACACCAUUACCUUACCUGUAAUUCCGCACACCUGUGGAUGUACCCUGAAGAGACAAGAUAAUGGGAAAUGAAGAUGCACCAAGGGACAACGGGUCCACACCGAGGCAACCACAAUGGUUUGCAAGAUUUCAAGAUGGUGCUGUCACGUAAGGUCAAAGGUCAAACCACCAUAGGACAUCUCUCUCAUAAGUGGCACAGCAGGGAGCCAAUCAGGGCACAGCGGGUGUUGUCCGUCGCCAUGGAGACGUAAGCUGCCUAGGGUGAAACCCUGAGUUGUGAUAUACGGGAGCACAGUGUCUAUGUCCCUUUAGCUAAGGGCAAAACCCGCCGAAUCUGCAGCCUGAUGGCACAAAGUUUUGCCUGCACGUAAAGUUCUACGGCGUGUCUAUGCGCUCCAAAAUUCGUCGGAUUCCCUACGAGUUCGUAUGGAGGCGGUACUUACCACUUACGGAUCCCAAAAGUUUGUCCACGUUUUGGCACAUAGACAGCACGUAUUUGCACGUACGGCGGGUUGUGCCCUUAGCUUUACGGGAACACAACGUCAAUGCCCAUUUUCAACAUACACGAAUUAGAUACGAAGGGCCUAGUAAAGCGUUGUGUUGUAAGUUACCGUCUAGGAAUUCUCUUGUCUUUCUAAAAAGAUGUUAUCCCAAGUGAUUUAACAAAAUAAAGUUUGGCAAUGUAAAAUUGUAAUGCACUAGGCACUUUUAUUCUAUCAUUAAUUGUAACUAGACAAGUAACCAUAUUGCACAAGCGUUACUACAUUAUCAGAAAAUGGACAAAGAAUAACCGUAUGUUUAAUACACAUUCUGUGUUCUGUAAAGCCUAAAACUAUAAGGGUGUUUAAAAGUAUACGGCAUUCCGUCACAUAGACUUAAAAAGGCAAUUAAGGGCCAGUUUAGUUUGUGGUUGCGCAGUUCAGAUCAUGGGGAGGGGGGCUGUGACAUGACGAAGUAUCUCUGCCUUGCCACUUUAAGAAUGGCAUUCCUUCUGGUUUCUAUUCUAGUCCGGACCUCUCCUCAAAUACGCCUGCCCUCGGGCCGUACUUCACCCACCCUGCCAAGUCUCUGUCUCACUUUGUUUACAUCUAACCUGGUACCAGCUCAUCGUGGGCUUCACGUGGUAUCCUCGGUAAUAGAAGUGGUAACCACCCGCCAAUUUUACUCAGUGCACCCGGUGAAAUUUUACGGAGUGCUAAUAGUAGGACUUAAUACCGUUAAAAAAACAAAUAUACCAUGCCCUAAGGAUGGUACGCGGGUAGUUUUUCCCCGGUUUACGUAGACUAGCCCUAUUCCUAAGUGUAGUGGACCAUGUAUGUUGUAGACAUAAAUGUGUAAUAUAAGUAGUGUAGUACAUAAAGUGUUCGCAAGUCACCUUGAUACAAGCCCUAGAAAAUGAUGUCCACUGGGUCCUUGAAAAUAUCAUUCUAAGAUCUUAAUCAAAAAGACGUUAUCAAAUCAAAUUCUUCUUGAUCCACAAAUGAAUCAAAGUAUGUCUCCUCAUCUUUUAGUGUCAAAUUUCAUCGACCUUUUCCUGAUAUAAUUAUCUUUAAUUGCAAGUGAAUUUAAUUGAAGGUGUGAUGUUAUCUGUUUCCUGUAUGUCACCACGGCCUUUAUUAUGACCAGUCUUUGUUACGUAUCAAAUUCCCUGACCUCAAUCUUUUAACUGUCCGUCCAAACUCUUAAAAAAUUCAGUUUAUUUACAAUUUCUGAGGUCAUUAGGGCUGUGUCAAGUUUUGAUACUAAAUCUCCUAGAAAAAUAUUUUAUGACCUUUUUAAGAUGAUUAUUUUCUUUUAUAUGGUGUUACAUAUUUUAAUGUAGUUAAAGCUUUCUAAUAUAGAAACUUGCAACAGUUAUUACCAUUUCCAUAUCUAUCAAAACUGUGGUAAACAAUGCGAAAUGACGAUAAAAGCUCCUUGGUGAGACAGGUUAGAUUUUUAAAUUCCUGUAAUUGUUUUGAAAUAUUAAGCACAGAAAAGUGAUAUAGACUAAAGAAAAUUAUCUCAAAAUUGUUUAGCUUGCAUCAGUAUGGACUCGUCUAUAAGUGAGUAUUUUGCGAUGAUUGUAAAGAAUUCAAAAAUUUUAAGUUAUCGCAUCAUCAUGAUAUUGAUAAACAUCAACAGUCACGUUUGACCCUGCAUGAACUAACGCCCCCCUCCCCACCUCCACCGUGUCAGAGUUCAAAUCCUAAAUAUGAUUGAUGAGAUUUUAACUGGCACCUUUGUGGAGACAACAAUCAGGAACGUGGUAUUCCAACCCGCCGGCGUUUUUAAAUUAAAUAAAAACAUAACAUGACAGCUUCUGUCACUUCCUUAUCGCCUCCCAUCGUACCCAGGGUACCUUGAGUAGAGUGAUCUGGGUACGAUACUGGUGAAAGCAUGCAAAUGUAUUGUCAACAUGCUCUCUGUUGUAUGUCUUCUUUAUGUUCCAUAUUUACGGGAAUCCUGUCACCUGCUAAAUGUUCUUCAAGAAUUUCGCCAAUGCUGAUGCAGAUUAAUGCAUUUUGUUAUGGUUGUAACAGGAAUAGACCAAGGCUACACAGCCUACAGCCUUGUCCACCAUUGUCAAAGGGUAGAAAUGCAAACUGAGCAAAAAAUGCAAACAUUUGAAGUACAUGCAUCCAAUCUCUCAUUGGUAGAACCUUUAAUUGCAAUUUUCUUAUUGGUCAUUCUUUUAACUGUGAUGGGCGUCCACUAUUGGUCUAUGUUUUGUGCUUUUAUGUCAGAAAUAGCUGGUGGCUUUGUCAUCUUGUCGCCAUAGUGACAAAGUGUAAACAACAAAAAUGGCUUCUACCUGUUGAUAUAUGUCAUCCCUUGCAACAAAGAAUAACAGUUAUUAAUGUUGACGUACUGAGUUAACUAUGUAUUGUAUUAUUGUACUUUAUUUAUUAAUUUAUCUGGCAUGAUAUUUAUGCCGAAGAUGCUAUUGUAAAACCAAGGGCUGGUUUUGAUCAGUGGUAUAUCAAAGAAAAGUGCAGCUAUGUCGAUAAUAGAAAUUAGUUACGUGCAAUGAAUGUUAUUAACAAUACGCACCUACUGUAGAUAUGUUAAUUAGUUUAAGAAGGGGGCCAAUGCCAUUGGCUACUGCACAUACAUUGCCUUAUGUGGAGAUUCUGUAGGCUCCGGAAAAUGUUACGAACGUCCGAUGAAACAACAAACUAAUAUUGUCAAAAUUACACUUACAACGUGCAACCACCAUUUCCACCGUAUAGAUCUACAAGUUAUCGUUAAAUUUCCUAUAGACUUUCUGGCUUGAAUAAUUUUGUUUCUAUAGAUAAGUAUAUUUUCCUUGGCGAGGUAGAAUUAUACGAAAUAAUGUCCGAUCUAGAUUAAUGAAAAACACCUUUUUUUUGUACACAACCAUUGCUUCUUUCCAUUUAUAUGAUCCUUUGUUACCUUCCUCAGGGCAAUUCUGAUUUUAUUGUACUGCAGCAGUAGGUGUCGCUUCUUACAGAUGCAGCCGCAAACGUAAAACAUUUGCAUACAUAUAUGUAAUGCAGUGUUUACGAUGGCGUCUCAAAUAUAAAGGCGUCUUAUAUACAGACAUUUAAUAGUGUGACAAUUAUUAUCUAAUUCUUAAUUCCUCUCCAUCCAAGGAAGGUGACAGACGGUCACCGAAACGUAGGUGGAGUUGAGACAUAGUUGUGUAUAGGGCUGGGAAUCAGUACAAGGUACCGGUACAGAACCGGUUUUUAUUAUUGGACCGGUCCAGAAAAACCGGACCUGAAAAAAUUAGGUGGACCGGAUGUUGGACCGAUUAGAAA